Molecule: messenger RNA, 1229 nt
Organism: Aspergillus versicolor CBS 583.65
Lineage: Eukaryota; Fungi; Ascomycota; Eurotiomycetes; Eurotiales; Aspergillaceae
Exons: 3
Coding region: 1-1182 (393 amino acids)
Source: RefSeq, a predicted model, not a curated record
AUGUCCGACCCCGAUGCAGACGCCAGCCGCGGCUGGAUCCUGCAUGCCGUCGUCUGGCCCUUGCUAGGCGUAUGCAUCAUCGCCAUGGCCCUGCGCCUGUGGGUGCGCCUGCGCAUCCUCCGCUCCUGGGGCUGGGACGAUGUCUUCAUCCUCCUCGCCCUGCUCAUGGCCACCAUCAACACGAUCCUGGUCGUCAUCAGCGUCGCGUUCGGUGCCGGCCGCCACAUGGUGCAUCUCACGCAGCACCAGAAGGAAGCGGCAGUGAAGUACCAGGUUCUGUCGCAGGGGUUUCACGUUGCGUCGACGAACUUUGGGAAGGUGUCCGUUGCGCUGUUUCUGAUCCGUAUUAUCGGGGGCGUGAAUAACCAUAAGGCACUGCUGUAUACGCUGAUUGGGGUCAUGAGUUUGAUUAACUUGGGUGGUAUCAUUUCGAUCUAUGCGCAGUGCACCCCGACGAGGAAGUUAUGGAACUUUGAUUUGGUGGAAGGGCACUGCUGGCCUGAGGGGUCGCAGGAGAAAUAUGCCUUUUUCCAGAGUUCUGUAUCGGCAUUCACAGAUCUCAUCCUCGCGAUAUACCCCCUCUUCACAAUCCGGAGACUGCAGAUGGCAAUUAAGGUCAAGCUCGGACUGGCCGUUGUCCUCUCACUCGGAAUCAUCGCCAUGAUCGCCGCAAUCAUCAAAACAACCCACCUCCCCGGCCUUACCUCCUACAAAGACUACAGCUGGGAAACCGUCAACCUGACCAUCUGGGUCUCCCUCGAACAAUAUCUCAUCAUCCUAGCCGCCUGCAUCCCCGCCCUAACACCGCUCUUCAACAUCAUCGUCCGCCACCGCUCCAGCAAGCGCAGCAAGUCCACAACCCACGAACUAAACGGCACCAUGCGCGCCGCACACUCCAAAUCCAAAUCAAAGUCAAGGCCAAUCAAGACCCAGACCGGCAACAGCGACCACCAGCAAUACGUCCCCUUCGCGAGCGUGGGGCGGGACUACGUCGAGUAUCCACUGACGUGGACGGUGUCGUCGCGGAGGGACCGCGAGAACGCAACAAACAUCAGCAGUGGGAGUGACAGCGAGACGCCGAUUACAGGGUCGACGCAGCCGCAGGUGCCUAGGGGGAUCUUGCGCACGACGGAGUUUCAUAUCCAGGAGGCGCCGGCGAAUCGGUAUGAGCAUGUUGGGUAGCUAGCCCGCCUAGUGAUUAGUUGAUGUCGUGACGAUAAUGAGAGUAG